Messenger RNA from Amphibalanus amphitrite, 3068 nucleotides. RefSeq names its product UMP-CMP kinase-like. Gene Ontology annotation, cellular component: cytoplasm; cytosol; nucleus. Gene Ontology annotation, biological process: 'de novo' pyrimidine nucleobase biosynthetic process; UDP biosynthetic process; CDP biosynthetic process. The transcript has 2 exons. NCBI's taxonomy places the organism in Eukaryota, Metazoa, Arthropoda, Thecostraca, Balanomorpha, Balanidae. Gene Ontology annotation, molecular function: ATP binding; RNA 7-methylguanosine cap binding; mRNA binding. The record is from RefSeq and is a predicted model, not a curated record. Bases 334 to 2307 code for a protein of 657 amino acids.
AGUACAUAUUACUGACAGCUGAUCAAGGAGUUUUCCUCGUAUGUGAUUCGUCAUUUCUGAGCUCAAGCAAGGAACCGGAAUAACAAAGAACACGCUAUGUGAAGCCAUUUUGCCACGCUGAAAUAUGCUCUAUCUUAUGCAGGGAAAAGCAAGGGGAAAAGCAAGAGAGCAAAGCGCGGCGUGUGGUUUACGUGCCGGUUGGGCCGCUGGGGUGAUUGUUUUCCAAUUUCUGGUAGUACGGAGACAUUUUAGAUUUUCCAAUUUUGUCAUUGCCUAGUGGCAACCGGAGGGUUCCACAAACGCAACAAGAGUGGAGCCGAAGCAGCGACCGCCAUGGACACUGAGCCGCUGGACGUGGACCCGGAGCUGGACUAUGAGGACGGCCUGCUGGGCGACGACAACGACAGCCCGCCGCCGGCCGGCGACCACGAGCUGGAGGACGGUGAGCUGGAUGACUCGGGCUCUGAGCAGGAGGCGGCACCCGCCGGCCGGCCCGCCGCGCCGCCGGAGCCGCUGACUGAGGAGGCCCGCCGGCGGCGCGCCGAACGGUUCGGCGGGAUGCUGGAUGCCGAACCUCCAACCGAAGAGGCCCGUCGGCGGCGCGUUGAGCGAUUUGGUGAGAUGCAAGAUGCGGAACCUCCAACGGCAGAGACCCGCCGGCGCCGGGCGGAGAGAUUUGGCGACAUGCUGGACAUGGAUGCAGAACCUGUUACCGAAGAGGCCCGUCGACGCCGCGCCGAGCGGUUUGGUGAGACGCUGGCGCCGGCGGACCCGCCGGGCCUGCCGCCGGCCGAGCAGGCGCGCCGCAGUGCCCUGUACGCCAGUCUGGGUCUGAGUGAGCCCGUGGACGGCCCGGUCCAAUGGCGGCCAGAGGCGGUGCACGUGCGCGGCACGGGAACCAUGACCACUGGUGACGUCAUGGACUAUUUUUACCGGUUCCGGCCGGCUCACGUGGAGUGGGUGACGGACGGUGCGUGUAACGUGGUCUGGAUGGACGAUGUGGGUCCGGUGCGCGCCCUGCUCGAGCUCAGCUCACCGAUCGCGCCUCCCGGAGCCGAGAGGCCGGCGGCGGCGGCAGUGGAGGAGGACCCGGAUGCGCUCCUGGUCGGUCUGGACACGAUGGACUCGGACGCUCCGCCGCCGCCAGCCGCCGACACCCACAUGCGGGAAGCUGGUGAGGAGGAGGCCGUCGACCCGGCUGACAUCAAGACGCCGAUUCCGCCGGGCCGGUGGCGCCUGGGCGUGCCGCACCGGCUCACCGACAGCCUAUUCCUGCGGUUCGCCACGCGCGGCGACCGCCGGCUGCCGGGCGCCGAGCAGAGCCGCUCCGGACAUGUGAAGCUGCUGGGGGAUCCGAGCCACCCGGCCGGCGUGGCCGGCAUUAUCACAGAGCGGCGGCGGCGCGAGCUGCGCGGCGAGCCCGUCCAGGAGGCGCCGCCGCCGCCCGGCAAGGUUAAUCCGUGGGGAGGCAUCGCCGCCAGCUGGGCUACUGCCGAGGCUGUGCGCCGGCCUGUGAGGGAUUACGACCACGACCCGGAGCUGAACCUGCUGCGGGACGGCGGCCGGCCGCCGGACCUGCGCCGCCGCCUGGAGAGCCGGCCGGCCGGCGCCGGCUCAGACACCGAGCGGCCGACGGCGCCGCAGCCGCGCAAACGGCAACGCAGCAGCAGCCCGGAGAGCGGCGGCGACGCGGCGGCCAACAGUGACGAGGAGGAGUGGCGCACGCGACUCAAGGUGCCGCGCAUGCGCAUGCACGCCGACGACGAGCUGGAGAAGCCAGUGACAGCUCGGCGGCCGGUGCGCAGCGACCUGCGCGCGCGCCUCGCAGCCGGCGGUGGCCGCUGGCGCAAGAACGCCGAGCUGGAGGCGGAGCGGCGUGAGGCGCCCGACGGCCGGCGGCGGCAGCAGCCGGCCUCGCCGCUCCGACUCGACUACGAACAGCCGGAUGCCGAAGACGAGGACGAGCUGACAGCCUCCGCUGGGGAUUUGGACUCCGAGCGGCCCGUCAAUAUUAAGAUCACCCGCGACUUUAGCGGUGACGAGCUGAGCGGUGGCGAAUCCAGCUCGGAGACGUCCGAGUCGGCACCGGACUCGGAUCGGGAGGACGAAGAGGACGAGGAUGAGGAGGAGGAGGAAGUGGAGCCGGUGGAGGUGGACGUGGACCGGCGCACGGACAAGAACAGCGCCGCCGACCUGCGCGCCCGCCUGAACAAGAAGCGCGCGGAGACCAAGAGCGAGCGGCCGCCGCUGCGGAUAGAGGUGGACAAUGACGAGUACUAUCGGCUGAUCGGCUCUGACAGCGAGUAGCGGAGCCGCGGGGGUCGUCCCCGCCGGGCCGGGUGGCCGGGCAGUGUGUGUUCGUGGUCGGACAAGCUCCAGUGUGCCGAGUGUCAACGACGAGACGACAGGAGCUGCUGUGUGCUGGGUGAAUCGGCGAGCAGCGACUGGCUUCGGCUGUGUGUCCAUGAGCGAGUUCAGAGACAUGGGUGGCGCUGCAUGUUACAACAAUGGUCCAUUGGUGUGUCCACCGAUAUAGGUUGCUCCUAGCACUGGGAGCUUGAACUUCAUCGUUUCAUGAGUGCAUCGCAUGCUUUGUUCAGUUUCAUAAUGUGAAAUUAUGAUGCUUCAAUUGAUAAUCACAAAUCACUGUUAUUGAGGUGUACUACUGUCCACAGUAUUUAGCCGAAGUUUUUAUUGAAUGAUAAAGUUCGGAUGAAUAGGACAGUGUUCUACCUCAAUCGGAAUGGCCUGCGCUCUUCUGUUGAAAAUGACGAUUGAUAAGUUCAUUUUCUUUUCAGCUUUGUCGCGCUAACAGCGAAUUUACUUUUACCUAGCGUUAGCUGUGAUUUAUCUGCACAUGCGGCCUGCAAUCCUAUCGCGGACUGUAUUUUAGCAUCAAGAGGCAUCAAUAUGCUGCCUUGGUUACAGCCUGUCAGCUUUUCUGCUCUUGAAAUGAACAACAAAUCAUGUGAACUAUUUUACUAUGAGCGCACAUUGUUGUCAUGCACUGUGCUGAGAUGUAGUGUUUCGACGGUCGAGGUUUCAAUAAAUGACGGUUCACAGUUUCA